Messenger RNA from Oncorhynchus mykiss (rainbow trout), 1523 nucleotides. RefSeq names its product kallikrein 1-related peptidase b22. Gene Ontology annotation, molecular function: serine-type endopeptidase activity. Gene Ontology annotation, biological process: proteolysis. NCBI's taxonomy places the organism in Eukaryota, Metazoa, Chordata, Actinopteri, Salmoniformes, Salmonidae. The record is from RefSeq and is a predicted model, not a curated record.
CAUUUCAGUGCCGCCUAGAGGCCGGUGACGUAGACCUCUGGAACUGGUGCACAGAAGGAGCAGCAGUACAGGCGGAAUCUGUGACAACAUGCUCACGUGUUUUCACAUGUUGCUUUACAUGUUGUCACAUUAACUUCCCCUAAGAUUUCGUGAUCACAUGAAAACGUGUUUUCGGAACACGAAAUUAAUGUGGUUUUUCCGUAAGGGAAAUGUCAGAGCAUAGGUUGAACCAAGCGGGAAGCAAGGAUAUACGAUCUAUUAAGUUCAAACUGAGUCCACAAUGUGCAGCAGGAGCAAGGUCAGGAAAGGCUUGUGAAACAGGCAUUUCCGCAUCCAAAUUAUGAUGAAUAUAAUGAUAUCAUGCUACUCAAGCUGGAGGUGAUUGCAGUUUUCACCGACCAUGUGAGACCCAUUGGCCUCCCGCUGACAAAAGAUGAGGUGUCCAAGGACUGUCUGGUGUCAGGCUGGGGACACACUAUCAGGAAUGUAAAGCAAGGCUCUCCUGUGCUUCAGGACCUCAAUGUGACACUGGAUGAGAAUCAACUUUGCUCUGACAACCAUCAGGUCUGCUCAUCAGGAAUAAAUGGACCUGCUCAGGGAGACUCUGGUGGUCCAUUAGUCUGUAAUGGUGUGGCCUAUGGGGUGGUGUCUACCAAGACUAGAAACAACACCUACAUCUACGUGCGCAUCCCUGACUUCCUGGACUAGAUCAAUGACACCAUGAAGAAUUGAUAUGUCACUGACCAGAAACAUUUUGUUAAUUUAGUCAACCAGGUGCCUAGAACAUGACUAUGAUACUGUAAAGAAUCCUAAUGUGCGUAUCAUGCUUUCUGAUUGAUUUACCAGUGCUGGUUAAUGUCUUUGCCCGGAGCCGCCUCUUCCUAAUACUUUUUUUUUUCUUUCCCAGUGGAGUUCUCAACUUACUGAUGAGAGUUUGAAAAGUAGAAUACACAAGGUGCCAUUUCGAAAUUUGGUUGUGCAUCAGUAGUUUUUUAAAAUUUAUCUCAGUCACUGACAGUCAUUCAAUUAACCCAUACUAGCUAAACAAUUUGUAUUGCUAGGUAAGGUAGUCUAGCCAGCUAUCUAAACCUUGUAGAUGGCCUAAUCAUCACCAAAUUACCGACCGGGCACGUAGGGCAUGUACCCAGGGGCCCUGACCUCUAGAGGCCCCCAUUGAUUUGUUAGUCACUCUCACACAGGUAUCACAUUUUUGAAUUUUGAAUAUUUAUUAGUGAUCCCCAUUAGCUGUUGCCAAGGCAGCAGCUACUCUUCCUGGGGUCCAAACACAUUAAGGCACUUACCUCACACAAAACAAAAGAUAAAACAGUACUUCAUAUAACAUUAUUACACCACUAGAUAUCUACAAUAUAAAAUGUAUAAUACCACCAUACAACAAUAUUACAACGUACAUGUGUGUAGAGUGCAUGUGCUAGUGUUUGUGUGCGUAUGUGUGUCUGUACCUGUGUAUCUCUUCACGAUACCUGCUGUUCAAAAAGGUCUAUUUUCCUCUAUUAAAAAAAAAA